This is a messenger RNA of Aspergillus saccharolyticus JOP 1030-1, 3013 nucleotides long. Its product is annotated as SulP family inorganic anion transporter. Gene Ontology annotation, molecular function: sulfate transmembrane transporter activity. Gene Ontology annotation, biological process: transmembrane transport. Bases 350 to 2536 code for a protein of 728 amino acids. NCBI's taxonomy places the organism in Eukaryota, Fungi, Ascomycota, Eurotiomycetes, Eurotiales, Aspergillaceae. The record is from RefSeq and is a predicted model, not a curated record. The transcript has 5 exons. Gene Ontology annotation, cellular component: membrane.
CCCUACCACUGAAGAUUAGUUGCUCGCUCUUUUGAAUGCGCGUGUGGUGGUGGGUUGCAGGGAACUGGAAGAUAGGUCCAGCUUCAGACACGUUGCUCAGCACUGAACCGUUUCCCCUUCUCGAUUGGCCCUUCAAUAGCCACUGCGCCCUGCGCUACGGAUUCUGCGCUUUUUCACUCGCUGCUUUUCCCGGCCUUUUAGCUGUGCUGCUCUCCUUCCUUCAUAUUAGUGAAUAACUCUGGCUAUUUGAUCCAGUUUCAUCAACACUGCCCCAUGGCGUAUAUCACAGUCAUCUAGACCGUCGGUUCCCUCUCUUUCUCAAAACAGGUGGAAUUGCCCCCGCGACAUAAUGUCGGAGACCAAUGAGCAAACCCGACAAUACCGCUCUUUGCGGGACCAGAUCAUGGGUCUUUUCCAAGGGCUCUCACAAGGCAGCGCCGAUGCAUCUCACAUAGAACGGAUCUCUAUACCUCGCGAACCAAGCGAUAGAACGCGCCUUCUGAAAUCCUACGAUGGUGAUGACCCAGCAUGUGGCUUGAGAGAUGCUUGCAACCACGGUACCUUCUCACCAAGACCGGGAAGUGAGGAAUAUCACGAUGGCACUCCUGGAUCGACCUAUGUCGAGGGCCCCGAGAAUAUGCCUAGAGUAGGGGCAGCAGCAACAUUCCCGGCCAAGAGCCCCAGAUCUCUGUAUAUAUCGUACUACAUCCCUUUCUUUAAUUGGAUACCCCAAUAUCGGUGGUCUUAUUUGCGCGGCGACCUCAUCUCAUCGCUGACCAUUGCGUCGAUCUAUAUCCCCAUGGCUCUCUCUCUGGCUUCAAAUCUUGCUCAUGCGCCUGCGAUCAAUGGGCUCUAUUCUUUUGUGUUCCAACCAUUCAUUUAUGCGAUUUUGGGAAGUAGUCCCCUGUUGAUUCUCGGCCCAGAAGCUGCUGGGUCUCUCUUAACAGGUACAAUUGUUAAAUCGAGUGUUUCGCAAGGACUUUCGCGAGAGGAUGAUGAAGCCGCGAGCGCCAUGGUUGUCGGUGUAGCAACCGCCAUGGCAGGCUCUAUGAUACUGGUUGCUGGCCUGACUCGAUUGGGCUUCUUAGACAAUGUCUUAAGCAGACCAUUUCUCAGAGGCUUCAUCACCGCAAUUGGCUUCGUCAUCUUCGUCGAUCAGCUCAUCCCAGAAGUGGGCCUUGCUGACUUGGCAAGAGAAGCUGGCGUCAGUCACGGAAGUACCGCAGAGAAGCUUGUAUUCUUGCUCAGGAAUAUCGGGAGCUGCCACGGUCUCACAGCUGCAGUCUCCUUCACCAGCUUCAGUAUUAUCAUGCUGUUCCGAACCCUCAAAAAGUUCUUGGAGCCACGGUUCCCCCAAGUUGUCUACUUUCCCGACCGAAUUAUCGUCGUCAUCUUGUCGGCCGUUCUGACCUACCAGCUCGGCUGGUAUGAAAGAGGGCUGGAAAUUCUUGGGCCUGUCCAAGAAACGGGCAAUGGGAUCUUUGCGUUCAAUUGGCCUUUCCAGUUCCAGCAUAUGAAGCAUGUGCGGACCGCUUUGAGCACAUCAUUCGUGAUUGCGCUGCUUGGCUUCUUCGAGUCCUCUGUCGCUGCCAAAGGCCUGGGCGAGAAACGUGAGGGAGUGCAGGGUAUGCCCGUGAGUGCCAACAGAGAGAUGGUGGCGCUGGGCGUUGCCAAUGUUGUUGGUGGCUGCUUCAUGGCGCUCCCUGCAUUUGGUGGCUACGGAAGAAGCAAGUUGAAUGCAUCCACAGGGGCGCGAUCUCCCAUGAGCAGUAUCUUUCUCAGCAUUAUCACCGCCAUCUGUAUCAAGGUCAUUCUACCUUAUUUGUACUACCUACCGAAAGCUGUGCUUUCUUCUACAAUCUCUGUGGUGGCGUAUAGUCUAAUAGAGGAGUGUCCUCAUGAUGUGGCUUUUUUCAUUCGUUUGCGUGGUUGGACGGAACUUGCUUUGAUGAUUCUGAUCUUUGGCUCGACAAUCUUCUACUCCUUGGAGCUGGGCAUUGCGCUCGGAAUUGGAUUGUCUAUUCUGAUCUUGAUUCGUCAUUCCACGCAGCCUCGAAUCCAGAUUCUUGGUAAAGUUGCCGGUACCAGUGAUCGGUUCGACAAUGCUGAGCUUCACGGGGAGAACGUGGAGCUUAUUGAGGGAGCGCUUAUCGUCAAGAUCCCGGAGCCCCUCACUUUUGCCAACACCGGUGAUCUGAAGAAUCGUCUUCGUCGGCUCGAAUUCUACGGCACUAACCAAGCGCACCCUUCCCUGCCUCGUUCGCGGCCUCCUGAGCACAACAAGACCAUGAUAUUCGAUGUGCACGGAGUCACUAGUAUUGACGGUUCCGGGACGCAAGUUCUUUCCGAGAUUGUGAAUGAAUACCUCAACCUCGGAGUGCGGGUGUUCUUCUGCCGUCUGCCCAAUCGUGAUGUCUUCCGCAUGUUCGAAAGGAGCGGCAUUGUUGACCGGUGCGGGGGCAUGCAAUACUUUGUACAGAGUGUCGACGAAGCAUUGAGACUCGCCGAAGCCGAGGGCGGACCGUUGGAACCUUGAGCUCGGUUCAAGGCGAGCGGAGUUGUUUUCCGAAUUUCCCUUGCAGACACGAUGCCAUGUGUAUGACGUGACACGUUGCUUCCGAUUCCUUGUUUGAGUUUCUGUUGCAUAUAUAUAGCCUGCGUUAGACUUGCUAAUAGCGAAAGAUUUCCGAGUUCUCUGUUUCUGGCGAGUGCUUCCCUUUCCCAUCCGGCGUCGGGAUAUCAAUUGGCAAGAAAGUUAGACGCAUACUUCAGCGGCUCAAGAGUCAUGUCUCUCGCCGUCCCUCGCCAGCAGCUCUCCGCACCACAUUCAUAAGCAAGAUUUCAGCGGCUCGUAACGCAAGCCGAUCUUUGAGGCUCAGCGCACGUCCUGCACCAGCAGGCGGAACGUCGUCAUCCUCGUCCGCAUCCUCCUCCUCACCCUCACCACCCACCUGCCCAGCAGCACCAGCACCCACCAACUUCAUCUUCCCAUCCGCCCCCAACAAGAACCCAC